This is a messenger RNA of Vanrija pseudolonga, 1110 nucleotides long. RefSeq names its product putative protein y4eD. Gene Ontology annotation, biological process: N-acylethanolamine metabolic process; phospholipid metabolic process; ethanolamine metabolic process. The transcript has 12 exons. NCBI's taxonomy places the organism in Eukaryota, Fungi, Basidiomycota, Tremellomycetes, Trichosporonales, Trichosporonaceae. Gene Ontology annotation, cellular component: plasma membrane. The record is from RefSeq and is a predicted model, not a curated record. Gene Ontology annotation, molecular function: glycerophosphodiester phosphodiesterase activity. Bases 1 to 1110 code for a protein of 369 amino acids.
AUGCCAGCCCCGACGCGCCUCUCCGUCCAUUCCAUCCUCGACCUCUUCCGCUCCCCACAGCCAGAGCUACUGGUCUCCGCGCACCGCGGCCUGCGGUGGGACGGCGUGCCGGAGAACAGCGCCGACGCCGUGCUCAACGCCGCGCGGUUCGGACUGCUGUGUAUCGAGGUCGACCUGCGCCUCACGUCCGACGGCGUGCCGAUCCUCUUUCAUGAUCGCCUGGCGGGGCGCGCGACCAACAUCGCAGAGUACUUGGGCCGCCAUGACGUUUAUAGUCCGUACUCCGGCGACGGGUACGCACCGGCGAUCAACACCCUCCCGUGGAGCGUUGUGCGGCAGCUCAACCUCAAGAACGAGCACGGCGAGAUCACCGACGCCCACAUCCUCGACUUUGCCUCCUUCCUCGACCUGAUCAAGGCGCACGGCGUGGACCUGAUCGUCUUCCUUGACGUGAAAUCCAAAGAGGCCAUGCCGAUCGCUUACGAGGUCAUGAAGAGCCGUACCAACGCCCGCGGCGUCCCAGCGUCCGACUGGUGCGUCUGGAAGCCCGCGGUCGAGUUCUACCCCAACCCUGCGAACCUCGAGGCGGAGCCGUGGUUCCAGCAUGCCCUGGCCACCGGCAAGCCGCAGUACAUCCCCGUCUUUGAGCCGUCCUCCGCGCGGGUGAUGGACGUGCUUGCUGCCGCCAAGGCGUACGCUACACGCCCGUACACCCUCGCCCUGGAGGUCGGCCUGCGCUCGCCCACCGGCCCGCUGCGUAACCUCGUUGACUGGGCCCACGGGGCCGGCAUCGCGAUGGGAUGGUUCGGCACGUUGGGCGAUAUCCACCCUGCUGAUGGGCGCGAGGAAGUGUAUGACCUCGCGGGCUUCGACCUCGCGGCGGCGCAGAAGCCCGGUGCCCCGCCCACUUGCUUCGACGAGGGUAUCCCGCCCACGUCGUACGACACCCUCCUCGCGCCUGGCGACGCCCCGGACGGUAAGGACUGGCGGUAUGAUCUCGACCUGUUCAAGGCCCUCGGAUACACCUGGAUCAUUGCUCCGCCGACCUCUUCGCGGCACAGCCUGCAUUCCAGGCGCCCGUGGACGCGGUGUGGCGCGACGCCCGGGUGA